AUGACCCCAACCCUAGGCUUUGCCCAAGGGUCAAGUCAUUUUUCUUUAAAGAGAGAGAGAGAGAGAGAGAGAGAGAGAGAGAGAGAGAGAGAGAGAGAGAGAGAGAGAGAGAGGAAGGAAGAAGCUCACCAAGAGUCCUCGCCGGAGCCACCGCACGCCAGGACGUCAUCAAGCUCGUCAUCACCAUCAACCGCAGCUCGAGUGAAUCUCGUGCACCCAAGGCCAUCAUCGUGUUCCUCUCGUCAAGACGAAGCCGUAGACACCAACCGCGUCGCGAUCGGAGCCUGGACGAAGCCGUACGCGCCCCCCGAAGAUUCGCCUCUGCGCGCGCGUGAGUUCCACGCGCCGCCGUCGGACCACCGUCCUCCGCCGCAGCGCCGCCGCCGGACCACCGUUCUCCGCCGUCGCCGCCGGCCAACUUUCCGAUUUGGAGUCCAUUUGAGCAGCUGGAGUUCAUAUAUACCACUUCUCUUCAUUGCUAAGGUGAGACCGAUGAGCAGGAGUGAUUUUUCGGACCGGUGCUAUUGGGCUUUUGGGCUUCUAUCGUUUUAUCGAUUUUAUCGUUAUCGGGCCUCUAGGCCUUUGGACUUUUAUCGUUAUGGUAUUUCGUAUUUUGGAUUCUCGGUUUAUGUCGUACCUUAUGUUUCGGAUUUUAUUUUAUAUUAUGGAAUUCAUGCGUGGAUGUGGACUUUCAAAUAUUUAUAUAUGGAUAUUUAAGAUAUUUGUAUU
This is a messenger RNA of Brassica napus (rape), 729 nucleotides long. RefSeq lists its product as uncharacterized. Bases 1 to 717 code for a protein of 238 amino acids. The record is from RefSeq and is a predicted model, not a curated record. The transcript is spliced from 4 exons. Lineage: Eukaryota; Viridiplantae; Streptophyta; Magnoliopsida; Brassicales; Brassicaceae.